This is a messenger RNA of Cetraspora pellucida, 249 nucleotides long. The record is from the annotation of a GenBank genome assembly. NCBI's taxonomy places the organism in Eukaryota, Fungi, Glomeromycota, Glomeromycetes, Diversisporales, Gigasporaceae.
AUGAAAGAAAGACAAAGAUCAGAAAGGUUUAAGAAGGAAAAAGAAAAAGUAGGGUUACAAAAAGGUGAAGAGCCAACAGACCUAGAAUGGCUCCUAAACUUUGUGGAAUAUGAUGAGUACAAGGAGCGUUGGGAAGAAAAUAUAAAUGACAAAAGUAAUGAUGAACAUAGUGGCAGUAUGAAUGAAGAAUUAGAUUACAAAGAGUUACAGCUAGAAAUAACUAGUGAAUCAGAUCAAGAGUAUACCUGA